Molecule: messenger RNA, 489 nt
Organism: Beauveria bassiana ARSEF 2860
Lineage: Eukaryota; Fungi; Ascomycota; Sordariomycetes; Hypocreales; Cordycipitaceae
Exons: 3
Coding region: 1-489 (162 amino acids)
Source: RefSeq, a predicted model, not a curated record
AUGUGCGUUCUGCAUGUCAUCACUUUUCAUGGGUGUGGCUGCAAAGUCCCAGGCACCUUCUUCUGCGAGCCAGCACUGGAAGCUGUCAACCACAACUACGAAUACGCAGUCGCGUGCGCCCACAUCUCACUUCCGUUUGCCGAAAUCGAAAGAGAUCACGCGUGCUUCCGAUCAGAGUGCCCAAAGAAGAUCACGUUCGAGCCGUGGCGAUGUUGCGUAUGCGGCGGAGGCCCCAACGAUACGACACUGUGCAAGUUCAAGCUCGAGGAAUUACCCGACUUUUUGAAAGAUUAUAAAGACUCGGAAGGCAUGAAUGCAUGCAAUCAUAAUCUUUGCAUGAAGUGCCCAAAAUUCCGAAAAGAGCAAAAGGCGGCAAUCAUAGGGAGUGAGUUGGCUCGCAUCAGAAACUUUCCAUUAAAGGCAUGUUAUAGCCCUCCGUCUCGCAUCUUACCCCGAUUGCCUACGCGAGCCCCGACAUCAGAAGUAUAA